CCCUCAAGGAACCUUCAGAAUCGUAAACUUCAGCGAUAUGUUUUGCUCGCUUGCUUUCCUCGCCUUGGCUCAGGUCAUGUACGCUACAUGCACGCCGAAGACCUUUGACUAUGUCAUCGUUGGUAGCGGGCCAGCAGGCCUCGUCAUAGCGAAUCGCCUGUCUGCUGACCCAAAGGUCACUGUCGCCGUCAUUGAAGCAGGAGACUCGGCUUACAGCAACCCAAACGUGACAACUCUACCAAAAUUAAUCACAGAGUACGGUGCCGGGCUCGAUACCUCAGUGGACUGGAGCUACUCGAGCGCACCGCAGACGUACAUGUUCAAUCGUACAUUGCCAUAUCAUGCGGGAAAGGCCUUGGGCGGUACAACGACUAUCAAUGGAAUGACUUUUUUGAGGGCAGAGAAAGCACAGAUUGAUGCUUGGGAAGAGUUAGGUAACCAAGGCUGGAACUGGGACAGCUUAUGGGAUUCCUAUUCAGCGCAAGAAGGCUUUCAGCCCCCAAAUGAAGAGCAACGAAGGAACGGCGCUACCUACGAGGACGCUGCACACGGGUUUAACGGUGACCUCAGCACAGGAUUUACUCCAUACUUGGUAGGCCAGGGAUUCUUCAACACGCUCAAGGAAACGUCGGAAGCGCUUGGCUAUCUUUCCAAUUCCGAUGCCAACGACGGCAGCAUGCGCGGCACUACAACUUGGCCUAUGACAAUUGAUGCUUCCAAGUCGAUACGCGAGGAUGCAGCUAGAGCGUUCUACUACCCUGUCGCCGAGUCGCGGCCAAAUCUCCACGUGUUUCUCAAUACAACGGCAACAAGGAUCGUAUUCGAAGAGAAUGAAUGCUCUACAUCUGAAGUAGUUGCUACCGGCGUUGAAGUGAUCUCAUCGGAUAACACGACUGAAACUAUUCGCGGAACCAGAGAAGUCAUAAUCUCUGCAGGAUCGAUCAGAUCUCCCGCUCUUCUUGAACAUUCAGGCAUCGGCAACCAAGCAGUACUCGAGCCUCUUGGUAUCAAGACCGUUGUCUCGCACCCAACAAUAGGAUCCAACCUACAAGAUCAGCCAAAUAUAGCUAUCGUCUAUACUUCACCGACAAAUUGGACUGGUUAUCCUACUUUCGUUAGCUUACUCACGGCCUCGGACCUUUUUGGCGAUGAUUUACCUGGCAUCACGGAAGAAAUUCGAGCCAAUAUUAGCGUCUACGCAGGCGCUAUCCUUGCAGAUUACGCACCGCACACCACAACCUUGGAGAUACAAGAGAAGCUCCUUAAGCAUCAAGUCGACCUCAUUUUUGACGCCAAUAGUACUGUCCCUUUAGCUGAGAUUCUAUGGGCUCCCGCAGGCAACUUAAUCAUCGUGCCAUUCUGGAAUUUGCUACCGCUUUCUCGUGGCUCAAUCCACGUAACGUCUCCUGAUCCACUCCUUCCACCAUCAAUCAACCCCCAGCUUUUCCAAUUGCCCAUUGAUUCUUUCGUUCAAGCAGCAAUCGCAGUUCGCGUACGCGAAUUCUUCGCUACAGGACCACUCUCCGAGCAUGUCACGUCAGAGAUCUCGCCAGGAAUUGAAGCAGUACCACAGAACGCAAGCUGGCGUGACCCCUCAUGGGCUACAUGGAUCAAAAAAACUUCUGGGACAAACACGCAUCCUGUAAGCACCUGUGCGAUGAUGAGCAAGGAAUUGGGAGGUGUCGUAGAUAAGGAGGGCAAGGUCUAUGGGACGAAAAACGUGAGGGUAGUAGAUGCAAGCAUAUUCCCAACACAGAUUAGUGGGCAUCUCUCUGCAAGCGUUUAUGCGCUUGCUGGGAGAAUUGCUGAUUCAAUACUGGCCAAAACGGAAAGGUAGGAGCGUAUGUUUGUGUGUUAGGCAUACCAUACCCCACUUCCCCACCACACAAGUCAGGCAGCACUUUCGAAUAUACAAUUUCAUCACUGUCUAGUGCCGCUUUCUUAACUCAACAAGGUUGAUAGUUUCAGAUUUGCUCUAAAACCGUCCAGAUACCGCUUUAAUUUCGGAACACCGGCUCAUUGUGAGUCUCACAGACAUCAGAUAUUACGAUGCCGU
Cucurbitaria berberidis CBS 394.84 is the source of this 2056-nucleotide messenger RNA. RefSeq names its product GMC oxidoreductase. The transcript has a single exon. The record is from RefSeq and is a predicted model, not a curated record. NCBI's taxonomy places the organism in Eukaryota, Fungi, Ascomycota, Dothideomycetes, Pleosporales, Cucurbitariaceae. Gene Ontology annotation, molecular function: oxidoreductase activity, acting on CH-OH group of donors; flavin adenine dinucleotide binding. The coding region runs from base 38 to 1837 and encodes 599 amino acids.